CUGCGCCCCAAGAAAUGUGUCAGCUUUUGAAGCAUCAUUGUCUAGAAAUAUUAGCUAGACCUGGCAACCCUGGUCAAGGUAAACAAACUAAUGCCCGAGCUGUCAAAAAAAAAGACAAGACGUUGCCUGCCUCUUGCAAGUGAAACAGUUGCCAUGACCGCUUGUAUAAUUUUACUUGUCGUACUUUCAGAAACAUACAGCUAGCUACAUUGACUAAGGUAAAUUGAGCUAGGGUAAUUUAGCCUAAAGUAUUGGAAUGCUUGGCUAGCAGCUAUUAACGUUAGUUACUGUAGAAAGCUAACGAAAGGAAAGGCAACCCGACAUCCCAUCAUACCAAUGUAAUAGAACAUAUGAUCAGUUCAUUGUAAAGUCAAUGUGUCAUUACAAAAUCGUUAGAUGAAGCUAGAUGAAACAUUUUCACUUUUACGUAGUAUAACGUUAACUAGCUAGCUAGGUCCUCUCCACUGCUGCUAGCCUGAGCUACUCAGCUAACUUAGCACCGGUAGCUAGCUAGCCAGGCAAUAAUACAAAUUCUUCCUGCAGGUUGCAGGGAAGAAAUUCGUUUAUCACAGAGAAUAAAUUAACUAGCUGUCUAUUCACAUAUGUGCUGCUAGCUAAAUCAUGUGAAAUAAAUGUAACGUUACUUAUAAAAAAAAUGUUUGACACUGAAUAUAAAAGCCAUAUGAAGAGCCAUGUCUCACACUCAGUCGGAGACUGUUGGCCACGCCGGAGCCAACUGGGCUUUGGAGCUCUUCUGACAUGGCUGAUUCUCUUCCAUUGACUGUUAAAUGUAUGGCUGCUGUGUGUCUUCACGAGCCUCCUGAGGGGCUGGCUGGGAUCUCAGGCUGUCCUGGACCCCAACAGCGCUGUUCACCAGGAGAGGUUCAUCACAUUGGAAAGGAUCCGUCCUUCACCUGAGAGUGAGCGGCAGCUAGACCACUAUAUACAGACCACCGUGCACAAGAUCAUCCAAUACUUCCUCCUGGUACUGCAUAGUGUCCUCAGAGUGGGACUUUCAGGUUGAGGUGCAAAGUGCCAUGUACUCCAUGGCAAUGGCUCUGAAGUGUCGGUCAAGAAGAGUGGACCGUAAGGUCCUGACUCAGGGGGUUUUGGACCUGUGUGGCGGCCACCUUCAGAGCUACCUGAGAGCCAAAUAUGUCAUGGCCUAGCUGAAGAGGCAACCGGAUGGAGAGAACAGCCUCUGGAAAGCAUACUCCCGGGUCUGCACACCUCACCCUGCUGUGAAGAGCUCGGCCAUGGAGGUGAACUACACCAGGGCUGUUGUUGACCGGCUGCUGCAUGUCCUUGUCCCUCUGCCUCACCUGGAAACCCGAACGGGAAGGUUUGUGGUCGGAGAGCUCAUCACGUGCAAUGUCCUUCUCCCCUUCUUUACGAAACUAUCGGAUCCUGACUGGCUGAACCUGUUAAUCUUUGCAAGCCCCCUCUGCAGACCUCCUCCCCCAUGGUGACCCUGCCGCGAAAGCCCGAUCAUCAUCCAGAACCUCCGCAUCCCCGGGACCAUCAUGGUCAAGGAGCACCGUCGCACCGGCUCGCUUCCGUACACUCUCUACACGGUCACGGAUGAAACAGCAAUGGACUCUGAUAACCCAGGGUCUAUCCAGCCAGUUGCCUAUCACACGGUCAACCGGCGAUAUAGUGAGUUUCUCAACCUACAGACCCGCUUGGAGGAGAAAUCAGACUUGCGAAAAUUCCUCAAAGGGUUUAACAGCUUGUCGGUAGCUGGCCUAGAGGCCUUCAUCAAGGAGCGGGAACUUGCGGUGAUGCAGAGGCUGAGAGGGAAGGCAGUCCAGCCCUCAGAGGAGAAGUGGGAGGCCCACAGAAUAAUCUACCAGGUACAUCCAUUCAAGAUUCUGUUCAAAACAAGAACUAAGUUCUUACAUCAAUCUUGGCUCGUGAUAGUGGAUGUUUGCGUCAUGACUGCUUCCUGUUCUUCCCGACAGUGUCUGUCUGUGAGUCAUUUAUUGUGAAAUGCUGUUUUUUUACUGUACUUUUUCAUAAAAACAGGAUUUGCUACUUUUCUUACUUAGUUUAAGUUCAGUGACUGGUCCUGUCUAUGAAUGUGCAGUGUUUUGGAAGGUGAACAGCACAGAAGGUUAAGGUCCUCUAACUGGUAAGAUAUUUUAUGUCUCCAAUCCAGUGAAUGGCCUUAGAAAAAAUGGGUGAUCCCAUUGACUUCAUAUGGAAACUAUCUCCCAAGACUUGACAUUGGAAUGAUUUAUUUAUUUGAAUCCAAAUUGCUGGGGCUUCCAUGUUUAAAGUCUGCUCAUUGUCUUGUCUGAAGGAGACGUGUUUCAGAUGUGGGCCAGACUUUGAUGGUGAGCCGUCUGGCUCCCACUCGCUGACCAGACAGGUCUGAAACAUCCUGUUCCAGAUCUCUCCUGAACAUUUCAAGAGUGAAAGUGGUGGAGACGGCCCUAGCUGACUUGGCCCUUGACAUCAUGUGUCUGCUGAUGAAGGACCAGUAGAGCUGGCUGUGCACCGACAACAUCCCGGAAGACUAUCCGGCUGCUGUUUGGAACCCUCAUUGACAGUUGGCUUAACGUGAGCGUGGCCAACCUGACCUGUACCCUGCGGGGGCUGCAGGAGGUGUGGCAUGGGGGCAGCCUACCAGCCCAGCACCGCCCGGUGCACAGCCACCAACAGAAGGAGGACACC
Molecule: messenger RNA, 2676 nt
Organism: Oncorhynchus mykiss (rainbow trout)
Lineage: Eukaryota; Metazoa; Chordata; Actinopteri; Salmoniformes; Salmonidae
Source: RefSeq, a predicted model, not a curated record